UUUCAGUUCUAAAAGAGAAUAAUAAAAAUGAUUCGGUUGUUAAUAUUUUUUAAAAUAUUUGGGCUUAGUCUUGCACUGACCGUCACUAAACACUCACCAGCAGAUGUCAUAACAGUUAAGCAGGGUGAAACCUUUACACUCCUAUGCACAGUGGACACCUUCUACGAGUGGUGUACAUUCCGUCAUGAAGAUAAGAUCUGUGAUUAUGAAUGGAAAAGAGCAGCUUGGAAUCUUACUGUAGCUGAUUGUGAUGCUUAUGCAGACAGAGCUUCAUACCAGGGUCGUUAUGAUUAUUACGAGUGUGGAGUAGAAAUCCGCAAUGCUGGUCCUGAAGAUACCGGGGAGUGGUCAUGUGACCUGGAAGAGUAUAUCAGGGGAGGAGAGAGGGGACAGGGAGCAAAGGCGUCCCAGAAGUUCCAGGUGGUUGUUGAGGUUCCAACAACCACAACUACUACAACUACCACAACAACUACUACGACAACAACCACAACAACCACAACUGUAUCUAGCACUACAGAAGAUGAGGAUGAGUACGAGGAAGAUUAUGAGUUGACCCCUGUGGACCCUGCUGGCGAGGCUGGUGAGAGGUCGGAGGAUGUUCCUGAGGAGACCCCUGUACCUGAUGCUGAUAGUGCUGAUAGCGGGGUUCAUAUUGGAGUAGCAGUUAUGAUACUGUUUAUUGUACUGGCAACAUCUCUAGUGUUCGGUCUACAUUAUAAGAGGAAGCUUCAUCCCUGCUUCUACAGUGUGUUUAAGAGGAACUGGAAAGCAGUUCGAGCAAAUGAUGACGGAACAGAGGAUGAGGAAGCACAUCCGACAAUUAUCAAAAACGGGAAGGAUCUCAAUGUUAGUGAGCUUGGACCAAUGGGAGAGAAUGCCAACCUCAACCCUGAUCUGACCACGGUUACUUGGACGAGUGAGGAAAAGGAUGAAAUUGACAUCAUUAAAGACGACAUUCAUAAAGCUGCCGAGAAAGACGACAUUGCCAAGAAAGAAAAGGAAGACGACUCGAAGGACGCUGAGCCCGAGAAAAAGGAUGAUGAAAAGACUAUUGAAAAUGAAACCACUCCUCUUCAUAAAGAAGACUAAGCUGAACACUAAAUUACUCAUUAUAAACUUAUUUGACAUGUUCUAAACUUUUUAAGGUUUAAAAGCAAUGGCUGACGAUGCAUUUGCGAAUUAUGUACAAACAUAUCCCACUCUUUGACUGUUGGCAGAUCUCAUUUUAUUUCAAUAUGAUAUUUAAUGAUGUAACAUUAACUUUUGUAAAUUGUAUUGAUUACAUUUAACGUAUUGAUCCCAAUCGACGUAUUGAUUCCAAUUCACGUACUGUAUUAAAUGAAUGAACUUACUAGCUAAUUUAUACUUUAAGUUUAGCUAAACCCUCUUAUAAUUAUUGUUUAUAUUUAAGUACACUGUCAACUAAUGUAUUAUCAAUGCUUAGUAAUUGUAUUGUAUGUAGAAUUGUACCGUGUAGCAUGGUGCAACUAUUACCCUUCUUGCAUCAAAUAUUCAUACUGAUCAAAUAAACCAAUUUAUUCAAUCUCAAAUCUUUAAAAAUAACUUGCCAAGUUUCUGAAAGAAAUUGGAAAACUGGAAGAUAAAAAAUGUAUUUUAAAAGGACUUUAAAAUGUUGUCUGCUGCAUAAUAUUAUAUGUACUCAGUUUGGAGAUGUUUUUUUCACAGAUUGUUCUGUAAUUCAAAAGUUAGAAACUCUCCGAGAACGCAGUUUAUUUUUAUAAUCAUCUUUUAAACAACAUAGUAUUAUAUGUUCUCAGUUUGGAGAUGUUUUUUUCACAGAUUGUUCUGUGAUUCAAAAGUUAGAAACUCUCCGAGAACGCAGUUCAUUUUUAUAAUCAUCUUUUAAACAACAUAAUAUUAUAUGUUCUCAGUUUGGAGAUGUUUUUUUCACAGAUUGUUCUGUGAUUCAAAAGUUAGAUUCUCUCCGAGAACGCAGUUUAUUUUUAUAAUCAUCUGUUAAACAACGUUAACAUUUUGAACGUGGCUCUGCUCUACAAUGCUUCAUAAUAAAAUAAUAAAUACCU
Molecule: messenger RNA, 2045 nt
Organism: Eurytemora carolleeae
Lineage: Eukaryota; Metazoa; Arthropoda; Copepoda; Calanoida; Temoridae
Exons: 11
Coding region: 28-1089 (353 amino acids)
Source: RefSeq, a predicted model, not a curated record